This is a messenger RNA of Hyaena hyaena (striped hyena), 1342 nucleotides long. It is a transcript of the gene IGFLR1, whose product is annotated as IGF like family receptor 1. The record is from RefSeq and is a predicted model, not a curated record. NCBI's taxonomy places the organism in Eukaryota, Metazoa, Chordata, Mammalia, Carnivora, Hyaenidae. The transcript is spliced from 5 exons. Bases 260 to 1291 code for a protein of 343 amino acids.
ACUUCCAGCAACAGGUGGGAAAGCAGGCUCAGGGCCCAAGGCUCUAGAAACCCCUCAGUGGGACUGGUAGGGGUUGGGAUGUUUUUGUGCCGGUAACUUCAGGACAUUUCUCGAAGCCUUCUCAAGGGAGAGGUGCCUGGUUGUGGCAGGUUGGAGGAUUCCCAGCCCGGAGGAGAUUGGGGUUAGGAGCUAAGUGUGACAGAGGCGCUGUGGCCGGAAGUCCUGUGGUCACGGCCCCCCAGGCUGCAGACCCGCCCGGAUGGGGCCCCUACGCCGCCUUCUGACUGCCAUGCUACUCCUGGCUCGGGCGGUGCCUCAGGAGGCCUCCCAGCACUGCGGGCGCCUCGAGUACUGGAACCCUGAUAACCGGUGCUGCAGCAGCUGCCUGCAGCGCUUUGGGCCGCCCGCGUGCCCGGACUACGAGUUUUCGGAAAACUGCGGAUUCAACGACUUUGGCGAUCACGUGACGUACCCCUUCAAAGCGUGCCCCUUUGGCCAGUGCAACCCCGACAAUGCGGAGCUAUGUAGCCCUUGUGGCGGCGGAGCCACAGCCCCCGCUCCCGCAGGGAGCCGGAGCGGAACCCAGCAUCGCUGCAGAGAGAAGCCGGUCCCUCCCAAGGAGCCCUGUCCCCUGAAGUCGGGGAAACCAGGAGUCUUCAACUCCCAGGAGCCCAGCCCAUCAGCGAUUUCCAGUCUCUCGAGGACACCUGAGCGCAACGUCACUCAGCAGGCCUUGCCGAACCUUGCCCUGCCAGUGCUGCUGGUUCUGGUGCUGGUUCUGCUGGUGACCUCAGCAGUGGGCCUGCUCGCGCAGCAGUGCCACCGCCGGGCGAAAGUUGUCCUCCAUCCCUACCCCGGCUUGGUUUGUGGCGACACCAAUAUCCAUACCGUCUUCUCCUUGCCCUCGUCCUCUCCAGGGUCCCCGGAGGCAUCGGAAGUCUCCCUGGUACCACUCCUGGGCAGAGAGCUGCCGAGUCUGGCAUCGCAGCCCCUGUCUCGCCUCCUGGACGAGCUGGAGGUGCUGGAGGAGCUGAUAGUGCUGCUGGAUCCUGAACCCGGGCCAGGUGGGGGCAUGACGUGCGGCACCACUAGACACCUGGCGGCGAGGUACGGAGCACCUGCUGCCUGGUCCACCUUCGCCUACUCACUGCGACCCAGUCGCUCGCCACUGCGGGCCCUGAUCGAGAUGGUGGUGGCGAGGGAGCCCUCUGCUUCUCUGGGGCAGUUUGGCACGCACCUGGCCCAGCUGGGGCGGGCAGAUGCGCUGCAGGUGCUGUCCAAACUUGGCUGAUCUGGGGCUUGCCCAGCCUAGUCCUCAAUAAAGUUUCCCAUGAAGUAAGUG